This is a messenger RNA of Oppiella nova, 359 nucleotides long. NCBI's taxonomy places the organism in Eukaryota, Metazoa, Arthropoda, Arachnida, Sarcoptiformes, Oppiidae. The record is from the annotation of a GenBank genome assembly.
AUGCAGACUAAGACAGUGGUGAACGCCAUACUAAGCAAAAGCAAACCCGUGAUAGCUUUGGGCAAAAAAUUCUUUUACACACAAAUCAAUCAGAAUUUGGAGACGGCUUACGAUAACGGCUCGCGAGUGAUGGUCGACAAUCUAUGGCUCAGGGAUGGACAGGAAGGCAUAUCUGCAUUCAUUGGCAAACGACCGGCGCAUUGGUCUCAUAGCGCCGAUAGGAUUGAGUGAAUGUGCAUAACGUUUAUGGCAAUAAAAUUAUUGUUUAAAACCAAACGCUGUAUUCAAUUCGCGUAUAAGUUAUGGUUUGAAUAUUUUGUGAAUUAUUACGGAAUAUAUAAAAUGCACUUUUUAUCGUA